CAAAAUUAAGUUUGUCAAUGAUAAUUGAUAAGCCGCACAAUUGCAGUCUGUCAUUUUAAAUGUGUCCAUUAGAAUGGAAUAGCUUUUGGUUUAUUCAGGAAGGACCUUUUCAGAUUUUUCCAAAGAAGAUAAUUUAAGCGGACACCAUGGACACCACAGUGAAAGCCUACAUACCUACGAUUCUCAAAACUGUUGGGAUUUGCAUGCUAACCCUGGGUGUUGUGAAAGCGAUACAGAUCGUACGUUUUGUAAGGAAACGUUGGGACAUGUUUAAAGAAUGCCCCAUCGUCGGGGAUUUCCGCUUCAUUUCGGGAACUCUUCAUAUGUAUUCUGGACCCGACCACAAGACGUUCAAGACGAUGCAGUACAUAGCUAAGAACUUCAGACGCUACCACAUGGACUGGAUGGGACCGAUUCUGCCCAGUUUCAUUCUGUCACACCCAGACGUCGCCAAGUUACUUCUCAAGACAUCAGAACCAAAAGCCAGGAAUCUCGGACUAGGGAUGUCAGCAUCAUACGAGAUGGGCGUGCCAUGGCUGGGGGAGGGACUUCUGAUAGCCAAUGGGGAGCGUUGGGCCAGAAACAGACGGCUGCUGACGCCAGCUUUCCACUUCGACAUCCUCAACCCAUACGUGACCGUCUACAACAAGGCAGCUGACGUCCUGCUGGAGAGGGGGGGGGGAAGGAUGGAGGCGUCUAGCAGCAGGGACGAACCGUUCGAGCUGUUUGAGAAUAUAACUCUGACGUCAUUGGACAUACUGCUUCAAUGUGCGUUCUCCUACAACAGCAACUGUCAGAUAAUAGGAGACAAACACCCGUAUGUGACCGCUGUGCAGGAGCUGACAGACUUGUGGGUCAACAGAUCUCUACGACCCUGGCUGUACUUGGACUUUGUUUACAAGUUGACGCCAGAUGGCAGGCGGUUCCAGAGACACUGUAAUUACGUACACAAGGUGGCCGAAGACAUCAUCAGAGCGCGCAAACACGCCCUGGAGUCAAAGCCAGCCAAUAGUCCGAAGUCGGACGACAAACACAAAUACCUCGAUUUCCUAGAUAUAUUGCUCACGGCUAAAGACGAAAAUGGAGUUGGUAUGACGGAUUUGGAAAUCAGAAAUGAAGUUGAUACGUUUCUGUUUGAAGGUCACGACACAACGACGAGCGCCAUCUGCUGGAUAUUGUAUUCCCUGGCUGAACAUCCGGACAUCCAGGAACGAGUUUACCACGAGGUGGCGCAACUCAUGGCCAAUAAGGAAGGUGAAUUCUUGGCCUGGGAUGACCUACAACAUAUGAAGUAUCUUCAUCUGUGCAUCAAGGAAGGCCUCCGCCAACACACACCGGUGCCAUUCGUUCAGAGAAAGACUACACAGGAAAUGGUCCUCGACGGGUGUAAAAUUCCUCCCGGGUCUCUCGUGGCGGUCCAGAUUUACGAACUACAUCACAACCCUGAUGUGUGGGAAGAACCAAACGAGUUCAGACCGGAGAGAUUCCUGCCGGAAAACAUGAUCGACAUGGACCCUUAUGCUUUCGUAGCAUUUUCGGCUGGGCCAAGAAACUGCAUUGGUCAGAACUUCGCCUUGAGGGAGAUAAAGACUGUGAUAGCGAGGAUUAUUUACAGAUAUCAAAUGACGUUGGAUCCAUCGCACGAAGUGAGGCCAAAGCUGUCUUUAGUAAUGAAAGCCGAAACUGGGAUCAAGAUUUUGGUAAAACCAAGGACUUGAAUAUAUGUCUAGUCAGUGUACUAAAAAUUUUUUUAUAAUUACCAUGAACUAAAAAAAACCCACAUCUGUACAGUGUUGUCAAAAUGUUAGUAAAACUAAGAAAUUGAAUUCUCAUCUCUACAGUGUGGUUAAAAUGUUAAUAUAACCAAGUACUUAAAUACAGAUAUCUACAAUUCGGGCAAUAUUUUAGUAAUCAAGGACUUAAAUACACCUGUGUAGUGUUGUCAAGAUUUUAGUAGAAUCAAGAACUUGAAUUCACAUCUCUACAGUGUGGGGGUUUUUUUUUGUUGUUGUAAAAACAAGUACUUAAAUCACAUUUCUACAAUGUGGUAAAGAUUUUUUUUAAAUUAAAAUAAGCAAAUUGAAAUCACAUAUUUACAGUAAUAGUGUGGUCAAUAGAUUAGUAUAACCAGGGACUUAAGUUAAGUCACAUAUCUGCAAUGUGGUCCAAAUUUUAUUAAAAUCAAGGACUUGAAUGGACUAGACUAGAUGUUUAACGAUACCCCAGCAUGAAAAAUAUAUCGGCUACUGGAUGUCAAAACUAUGGUAACUGCAAUAAACAAAUAAAUUAAAAAAAAGUGCCAAGGAACUGGAUACACAUCUGUAUAGUAUGGUCACGGUUUUAGUAAAAACAAGGCCUGUAAUAUACAGAGAUCAUUAUAUGAGCUCGUGUGUCGUACUGAUUUUACGAAACGAGUGUCAGGAUUUUUGUAUUGCCCGAGCGAGAGCGAGGGUAAUAAAUGAAUCCUGACACGUAAAAUCAGUACGAGUCACACGCUAGUGUAAUAAUUUC
Molecule: messenger RNA, 2511 nt
Organism: Gigantopelta aegis
Lineage: Eukaryota; Metazoa; Mollusca; Gastropoda; Neomphalida; Peltospiridae
Product: cytochrome P450 4F6-like
Exons: 12
Coding region: 147-1718 (523 amino acids)
Molecular function (GO): iron ion binding; oxidoreductase activity, acting on paired donors, with incorporation or reduction of molecular oxygen; heme binding
Source: RefSeq, a predicted model, not a curated record